AUGUCUAAACUCCACACGACUGCUCUGGCCCUGGGCGCCGAAGGCAAAGGGCUGCUCGCCGCAGACGAGUCCACAGGGAGUAUCAAGAAGCGGCUGGAGAAGAUGAAAAAGGAGAAUGCCGAAGACGAUCGGCGUGAGUGGCGAGAUGUCUUGUUCACAGCCGAAGGCCCGUUUGAGAAGUACAUUUCUGGUAUUUUACCUUCGAAGAAACCCUCAUGA
Fonsecaea pedrosoi CBS 271.37 is the source of this 219-nucleotide messenger RNA. RefSeq lists its product as uncharacterized. NCBI's taxonomy places the organism in Eukaryota, Fungi, Ascomycota, Eurotiomycetes, Chaetothyriales, Herpotrichiellaceae. Gene Ontology annotation, biological process: glycolytic process; fructose 1,6-bisphosphate metabolic process. Gene Ontology annotation, cellular component: cytosol. The record is from RefSeq and is a predicted model, not a curated record. The transcript is spliced from 2 exons. Bases 1 to 219 code for a protein of 72 amino acids. Gene Ontology annotation, molecular function: fructose-bisphosphate aldolase activity.